Helianthus annuus (common sunflower) is the source of this 1269-nucleotide messenger RNA. RefSeq names its product protein FAR1-RELATED SEQUENCE 5-like. The transcript has 3 exons. NCBI's taxonomy places the organism in Eukaryota, Viridiplantae, Streptophyta, Magnoliopsida, Asterales, Asteraceae. The record is from RefSeq and is a predicted model, not a curated record. Bases 1 to 1269 code for a protein of 422 amino acids.
AUGUCGUUUUGGGACAUUGGUAAUAUUUUUGGCGAAGAUUCGAACCAGUCGUACGUCUCCGAAAGCGUUUGGUUAUCCGGCGUUGAUCGACGUGAGAAGGAGGUUGUGUCCGUGCCUCGUUGUGAUGACGGGGAUGAGGGGGAACCAUCUUACAUUGCCCAAAGUUAUCCGCGAUACGAAUACGGGACUUACCAUUCGUAUACGGAAAACAAACACAAGUUAGAGUAUGAAGAAGGUGCUAAGGAGUAUGAGAAAAAUGAUAACGAAGUCGAAGAAAGUGCUAACGACAUUGAGGAAAAUGAUAACGAAGUCGAUGAAUGUGCUAAGGACUCUGAGGAAAAUGAUAACAAAAUCGAGGAAGAUGUAAUGCACUUUGAGGAGGGUGUUGACGACGACGAACCUGCUAACGAGGAAGGUGUUCACGACGACGAACGUGCUAACGAGGAAUGUGUUAAUGACGAGAAAAAAACAAAAAAGUCACCUAAAGAAUUGAAGAAUUGGGUAUACAAAAGAGAAGUUGCGAAAGGUUACGUCAUUGUGACCCAACGAACGAGGAAAAAAGGCGAAGGUGCGUCAGCAAGGAUAGUGAAGAUAUGGUUCCAAUGCGAUCAUGGCAGCGAACCCAAAAGUAAAGCAUCAGUUCGGCGUUCCGUUAGCAAAAAGGUUGGUUGUCCUUUUAGUCUGAUAGGGAAACUAGACUCAAGUAGUGGUAAUUGGAGCCUUGUGGAGAAGAAAAACAUUCACAACCAUGAGCCUGCUGAAUUUCUCGAGGGCCACACGUUUGCUAGAAGGCUGACCCCGGACGAAGAAUCACUGGUGGAGAGACUUUAUCUGCAAAACAUGGAGCCUACAAAUAUACAUUUAACCAUAAGAAAUCAGUACCCACAUAGCGUGUGCAUUCUACAAGACGUACAAAACAUGAUUAAAAAGAUUAAACGAAAAAUGUACGGCGAUCGAACUCUAAUGCAUAUAUUGGAGAGCAUGUUGCAAGAAGAAAGGUACGUUUAUUUCACCAGAGUGAAUCCCUCCACAAAGGCGGUCAAGGAGGUUUUUUUCGUUCAUCCGGACUCGUACAACAUGUGGCGUGCAUUCCCACAUGUGUUGAUGAUUGAUGCUACCUACAAGACGAAUGAGUAUAAGCUUCUGUUUAUUCAAGUUGUGGGUGUGACAUCGACACACAAGUCUUUUUGUGUGGCUCAUGCGUUUGUCUCUAAAGAAAAAAAGAUAACUUCUUAUGGGUCCUGGAGAAGCUCAAAGAAUUGUUGGUAG